UCCUUCUCGACCGCGAAUUCAGAACUCGAAACCCGAGGAGUAUGGAGUGACGGAGGCGACUGAAAUGCACAGCGCCGGCGCGUGCUAAUCCUCAACCUCCUCUACUCCCUUGUACUACCUAACAUAUAACUCCUCAAGAUGGAGAUAAGUACAGCUAGGUGUUGUUUGGACUCCCAGCCACAGGCAAUAUUGUUUUCAAGAAUAUCAAGAACAUCGGGGUGGGAAAGCACUCAUAGAAUUUCUUAUAAUAUGACUGCCCUGAGUUUAAGGUUGGGCUAUCGAGGCUUGGCCUCUUCCUACCCAAUCUCAAUCUUAAAUGCAGUAUAUCCAAAUAGGCCAUGUUUCCAUAGAGCACAUUCUAUGGCAACUAGUUUGGAUGAGUCUACAUGGCUACAGUCUGAAGGUGAUUCUGAUGAAGAUGAGGAUGCAUCUGAAGACUCGACGGAGAAGAUUUUGGAACAACCACUGACAAGUGAACAGAUAGCAGCACUACUUGCUGAUACUGAGAGAGCGAGGCUUACAAAGAAGCUUAGUGAAGCCAACCAACAUAAUCGGUUCCUCAAAAGACAGUUGCAAAUAAAGGAGGAAUCAUUGGUUAACUUUAAAAGUGAACUUGCUGUCAUGGAGCUUGAAGUUCAGGCUUUGGUCAAACUUGCUGAAGAAAUAGCUCAGUCUGCUAUUCCAGGAGGUUCAAGGAAGAUCAAGGGAAAAUAUAUUCAAUCUCACCUUGUUUCUCGUUUAGAAGCUGUGCAUGAGAAAUUGAAGGAACAGAUAAAGGAUGUAGAUUCAGUUCAAUCCAAAGAGGUUCCUGUAUUUUGGGUUGGCAUGGCUGAGAGCGUGCAAGUAAUGGGCAGCUUUGAUGGUUGGAGCCAAGGAGAGUACCUAUCACCAGAGUAUGAUGGUUCUUAUACAAAGUUCUCAUCAACAUUGAUGCUCAGACCAGGAAGGUAUGAGAUCAAAUUCUUGGUGGAUGGUGAAUGGCAGCUUUCACCGGAGUUUCCCACUAUUGGUGGGGGAUUAACCAAAAACAAUCUGUUAGUUGUGGAAUGAUUUGUAUGCAGUUUGCAGAAGCAUAUGUAGUUUUUUCAAGUGUUUGCCAUAUCUUCCACUUGGACAACGUGUUAGUUCCUUGUGAAUCAAAUUGUUCUGCUAAAUUGGGUUGAGGCCAUAUUUUACUUAGACGAGUCAGUGCAGCUGGGUCCCGUCGGAAGUGCAUGUAAGUAGGUUUACUUGCUGAUUAAAAUUACAGUACAUACAGUGAGAAACUAGUCUUUAUAUUAAAUGUUAUUUACGCGUUUGAAUAACAUUUUUAUGCAACAUAAAGUGAAUGCUGUUACAGCUUCGGCCAA
Molecule: messenger RNA, 1349 nt
Organism: Prosopis cineraria
Lineage: Eukaryota; Viridiplantae; Streptophyta; Magnoliopsida; Fabales; Fabaceae
Product: protein PTST, chloroplastic-like
Exons: 9
Coding region: 139-1050 (303 amino acids)
Source: RefSeq, a predicted model, not a curated record